UAAGGUUAGGCUAUGGGGACCUGGAUGAAAUUAAAUGCAAUAAUUUUAAACUCUACGAUUAGUAGAUUUGUAAAUGAAAUCGUCACUGUAUGAUCAAACUAUAGAUUUUACUGGGAUGUGCCAUGCUUAAAGAAGAUCUGACUGAUAAUAAAUUGGUGCUGGGAGUAUAUAAACUCUACAACAUCAAGUGAAAUGAAAAACUUUCAACUCUCAAUCGCAGCAUCUCCGAGCCUGAUCAAUACAACAUAGCCUGGACUUAAUCAAAGUUCUAUAAAAGCGCUGACGGUACGCAGCGUUCCGUCUAUUCUUCUUGGACCGCGUACUAUAUGGUGACAUCCAAAGGUUUUUCUACCAUCAACAACGUUUAAAGAGCCCGCCACCAGCACGCAAGAUGUGUUCUUCGUUAGACGAUCGACUGUCGGACAGGCAUGAAUGACCAUCAACAUGUCACACCGUCCGUCCGUUCUGUUUGGCGUGUGUUUGUUCUUCCUCAUCUCAACCCUACCCAUCAAUUCUUUGAAGAACAUCACCAUCGGAUACUUGACUUCGACGAUGUCGGACUUCAGGCUGAUAUCAAUUCAAGGAAGACUGAUAUCGGGUGCGAUAACGCUUGCUGUCAACGAAAUAAACGACGACCUGCUAAUCCCAGGUCACAGGGUCAAUAUGAUAUGGGCGGAUACCAGGGCCAACUCCCUCCUCGCCACGCGCUACUUGGCGGAACAGUGGCGCGAAGGGGCGGUGGCGUUUUUCGGACCGGAAGAAAGUUGCACGGUGGAAGCACGUGUUGCAGCAUCGUUUCAGUUGCCCAUGAUAUCGUAUAAGUGUGCUGACCACGCGGUGUCGGACAAGACGCUGUACCCGACGUUCGCUCGGACGUACCCUCCCGCCAAACAGGUGACCAAGUCGAUCAUCUCGCUCCUGCUGCACUUCAACUGGCGCAUGUACACCCUGGUGGCGGGAGACACGCACCAGCAGCAGACGAUAGCCGAUUACCUCAUAGAGUUGUCUACCCUGUACAACAUCACCCUCAACGACAGGCGCAACUACAGGGAACCGCACUACCCGCUCACGGUGGGCAACCCAUUUCCAGGAAUAGUGGACGCAACCUAUGUCGGCACUCGAGUGUACGUGUUUCUCGGCGACUUGAACGCCGUCGUCGACCUCAUGACGAACCUCUUCGACCGCGGUCUGCUCGACACCGGCGACUACGUCGUCAUCUACGUGGACCACAACACAUUCGACGAUGACGAGGAUGAGAGUCACAGAUACUUCAAACGAACCCUGGAUCCGUUCAAUGACACGCGGAAUGUGGAGGCGUCGCGAUCGCUCCUGGUGAUCACAUACAGCCCCCCGUCGAAACCGGCGCAGUACGAGUACUUCAAGAAGGAGGUCAACAAGUACAACCAGCUGGCGCCUUUCUACUUCCGGGAGCCAUUUGGAUACGGCAAGAAGAUUUCUGUCUACGCAGCCUAUCUGUACGAUGCUGUAAUUCUAUACGCACGAGCUCUGAGAUCUGUGUUGUCUGAAAAUGGAAGUAUGCUCAAUGGAACAGCCAUCAUCAACAAGAUCCGAGGGACGUCUUUCACCAGUAUCCAGGGUUACCUGUCUCAUAUUGAUGAAAAUGGCGAUGCUGAGGGAAACUACACGGUUCUCGCUCGCACCUGGUUCCCGUCAUACCACACCAACUACUCCAUGCGGCCCGUCGGCCACUUCCAGGUGAAUCGCCUGGGCAACAUUCCAGAAUUCCAUAUAUUCGAGAGCAAGAAAAUCUCCUGGAUCCAGGGACACCCUCCUGUUGAUGAACCAGAUUGUGGGUUUCUUGGUGAGCGAUGCAUUCCAGUAAAAGAUCAUAUCCUGGAAAUUUCAUCUGGAGUUGUUGGCGGCAUAAUUUUUGUUGUUAUUGUAAUACUACUUACAAUUUACAGAAACUGGCGUUACGAGCAGGAGAUAGCCGGGCUGCUGUGGAAGAUCGACAUCAGUCACCUGAAGACCGGACACAACAUCCUGGGGGAGAGCGAGAAGGCCAAGCGAGGCAGCAGAACGACCCUGUGCAGUCAGCACUCGUUCGAGUCUCGCCUGUCGUUCAACCAGAUGUACGCACAGACAGGGACCUACAAACACCAGCUGGUCGCCCUCAAGAUAUACGAGCUCAAGAACUUUGACAUCAACAGACAGAUGAAGAAAGACAUGAAGCUGAUGCGAGAUAUCCGACACGACAAGGUGAACACGUUUAUCGGGGCCUGUAUACACACUCCGUACUUCAUCCUCGUCACGGAAUACUGCACGAAGGGAAGCCUGCAGGAUAUCCUGGAGAACGAGGAUCUCAAGCUAGACAAUAUAUUUAUAGCAUCACUGAUUAGAGAUUUCCUACAGGGUAUUAUAUUCCUGCAAGAAACAGAGCUGAUGUACCACGGCAACCUGAAAAGCUCCAACUGUGUGGUCAACAGUCGCUGGACACUCCAACUGACCGACUUCUCGCUGCCUUACGUCCGCGCCUCCACCUACUCCAAAGAAGACGAACAUGCCUACUAUAGAAAUCUGUUGUGGAAAGCCCCAGAACUCUUACAAAGUGACCCCUUUAAAGGAUCUCAGAAAGCCGACGUGUACGCCUUUGGUAUAAUCCUACACGAGAUCUACGGAAGAGUUGGACCCUUCGGCUUCUGUGGUAUUUCACCCCAAGAGAUCAUCAAUAAGGUGAAGAUUCCGGACCAGGAGCCGUUUCGACCGGACACGGCGCCGCUGACGUGUGAGAGUUUUAUCAUCGUCUGUAUGCAGGAGUGCUGGAGUCAGUCGCCGGACGACCGGCCCGAUUUUAAAUCUGUCUGGAACAAACUCAAACUCAUGCGCACAGGAAUGAAACGAAACAUAUUCGACAACAUGUUGGCCAUUAUGGAGAAAUACCAAGAGAAUUUGGAGGAGUUAGUUGAAGAACGAACCGAGCAGCUGAUAGAGGAGAAGAAGAAGACAGAUGCCCUGCUACACAGGAUGCUUCCCAGUUCUGUCUCGGUACAGCUAAAACGCGGCGAGGCGGUAGUACCAGAAACCUUCCAGUCUGUGACCAUCUACUUCAGUGAUAUAUGUGGAUUCACCAAGCUCUCUGCAGAGAGUUCACCUAUGCAGGUCGUUGACCUUCUAAAUGAUCUCUACACGUUGUUUGACUCGAUCAUCGCACACUACGAUGUGUACAAGGUGGAGACGAUUGGCGACGCCUACAUGGUGGUCAGUGGUCUACCCAUCCGCAACGGCGACAACCACGCGGGGGAGAUCGCGUCCAUGUCGCUCGAACUGCUCAGUGCCAUCAAGAGUUUCAAACUACGUCACAAACCAGGCGACACUCUCAAGCUGCGGAUUGGGAUUCAUUCAGGCUCGUGUGUGGCUGGUGUGGUGGGCGUCACGAUGCCACGGUACACGCUGUUCGGGGACACGGUGAACACGGCGUCCAGGAUGGAGUCCAACGGGGAAGCCUUGAUGAUUCACAUCAGCGCCAGCUGUCGAGAUCUGCUCAACAAGCUGGGGGGAUACGAGACUGAGGAACGAGGUUACGUCACCAUGAAGGGAAAGGGUGACUUGCUGACAUACUGGUUGAUCGGCGAAAAUCCGGAAGUACGAAAAGUGAGGAUGUUUAACUGCAAUCGUGGGAAUUUCUCCACCUCAGCGAGCUGUGUCAGAAGUGAAUCCGUUAAACAUCGCUUUGCUAACAGCGUGAUUCGAUCAGGCCGAUGUGAUUCGCAAAAGCAGAUCAAUGGACCAACAGCGGAUGGUGGUGGUUCGUUGGAGGGAAAACAGCGCAAGCUGUUGAAAACCGACAACACUUUGCCUCUAGAAAACUCUUCCAGCCAUGCUCUCUGUUCAAGAUUCAGUUCUUGUAGGGAAGCGGCAAAGACGCCGAAGUCGUCUGCUCAUGAACGGAACUCAUCUGGUGAUCAUAUUUCCGGCCAGAUGGACCGUGCGUGUGAUUCGAAGGAUUCGUUGGUGAACUAUUGCCUAGACAACAUUCGACUAUACGUGCCUGAAAAACGUUCUGCCAACACUCACAAUUCUUGUUCCAAAUUUAGUUCAGAGUCUGGUGCGAGUCCAGAAAGAGAGGACUCGUUAAGUAUAUAUGAUAAUGAAUCUCCGGAAACGGAGAGCUUGUUAGAAAACGCCAAUCCGUCCAUAUUCAUGCCUCUUGAUCCUAAGAAAAGAAAAAUUAAUGGACGUCAUAUAGUGCCAAACGCCAAUGGACAUCCAGUGUGAUUUUUUGUUUCUUCCUUUUUCUCUUUUUUUUUUUUAAAGUCGGAACUAAAAUGUAGACAUACUUUCACAUUAUCUAGUAUUUAAAAACGAGUUUAUGUGUGGUAAAAUAAUGCCACACACACUUAUCUACCACAACUUACAUUUUCUUGGAUGUUAUUUUGUCAACAUUCUUGCUUAAUAUUUAAGCCUACAUUUAGUUACGCAGUUAUCAUACAUCCGUUUUUAGCCAAUUUCGUAACCAACGCCCAUUUCCUGUUUCUGCCAGCGAUUGUUCAGACAUCAGGUUACAAAUAGCUGACUGAAACAGUUUAUGUCUGCGAUGGCAUAGGUUUUGUGGGAUAUAUAAAUUUAAGAAUACAUUAACGGGUCUCCUCCUCCUCCUCCUCCAACUCCCCCACCCCGGUUCCUACGGCUGCACUUCUUGUAACGUUUCUCGUUGUAGGUCCUCAUUCGUAUUAAAGUUAUAGUAACAAAAUGUACGUAAAACACCCCUUCCCCAGUCCCCUCCAUCCAAAGAUUAUAAUAUUAAUAAAAUAAAUCUGAUUUAGAUUGUAAAAUGUCUAGAAUAAUAGUCUAUAUCUUGUAUACCUAUGCAGUUUUUUAAUCUGGUUUUGGAAGAGUUUUCUUUAAUGUUCAUUUCAGUUUUGUUUACUUCAUGUUUUACUUUUCUUUUUCGGGGGGCAAGAGGGAUAUUGAAUUUUGGUGGAAGGAGGGAUGGGAGUGAAGUCCUUUUUUUUUAAAUCGUUAUGUACUGACAAUCAAAAGAAAGCAUGCCGAACAAAUUUCUUUUUAAAAACAUAUUUUUGAGGGGAAGCAUGAAACAACAGAGAACCCUAAAACUCCUCUCACUAUAUAUAUCAUUCAAUUUUAACUUUUAGAGACGAUCAUUUUAUUUACUUAUUUCACGAAAUAUAACAUUGGCAUCAACUUUAUGCUUUGUGUCGUUUAUACAAAAAACUGAUUCAUAUCAUAUACUUUCUUUUGAUAGUCAUUUAUUUCACGAGUCGUUUCUCAUUUCCUUUGGUUCUAUUUUUCGUUACAAAAUGAAGUAAAAUUCUACAGAACGUGGUAUCGAGUCGAUACACUGAAUGAGAGAUUUAUUAAUCUCGGUCUCGCCCGUUUUAUAGAAUUGAGAGAUGUGUUUCGUUUACGUUUAACAAUGUUUACUCAUGUUUGAUGUUUUUACAAAUGUGUGAUUAAGAUGUAGCUGUAAA
Messenger RNA from Gigantopelta aegis, 5450 nucleotides. Its product is annotated as receptor-type guanylate cyclase Gyc76C-like. Gene Ontology annotation, biological process: cGMP biosynthetic process; protein phosphorylation; receptor guanylyl cyclase signaling pathway. Gene Ontology annotation, molecular function: ATP binding; protein kinase activity; peptide receptor activity. Bases 433 to 4236 code for a protein of 1267 amino acids. The record is from RefSeq and is a predicted model, not a curated record. The transcript is spliced from 22 exons. NCBI's taxonomy places the organism in Eukaryota, Metazoa, Mollusca, Gastropoda, Neomphalida, Peltospiridae.